AUGGUUAUUGUCAUGUCACCGCAACAAAAAGCCUUCAACCGCAACGUCACGAUUGGCGAGGAAGCGGUGCCCGGAAUUUCUGUGAUCACUCAAACUGCUUCUAUGAUUCUGAAUAUUGUGUCCGAACUUCAUAAUUUCACAUACAGAUAUUCUGUAGUGGACAGAUGGGUUGGAAGUUAUAUCAGAAAUAGAACAGCCACUGUUACGAAUUCGUUGUACUUCCGAGAACAGGACAUUUCUCCGGUUGUUCGUCCAUUGGGGUCUAUAAUCGAACAUGUGGAUGUGAUAAAUCCACCGCUGACUUCGUUGGAGACCAGAUACUACUACAAGAUACCAACGCACGGUCCUGGAAAAUUUGAGAACCAGUUUAUGAGGCCGCUGUCGACGGGCACUUGGCUUUGCGUGUUAUUUGUGUGUGUGCUGUGCGUAAUAACACUGGUGCUCACAUCGAAAUUCGAACAGCGCCCGGCCCCUGCGCAAUUUGCAGUUUUCUCCGUCGUCGCGUCCAUCUGCCAGCAAUGUAACGCA
Molecule: messenger RNA, 528 nt
Organism: Iphiclides podalirius (scarce swallowtail)
Lineage: Eukaryota; Metazoa; Arthropoda; Insecta; Lepidoptera; Papilionidae
Source: the annotation of a GenBank genome assembly